GGAGGUGUAUUCCUUUCGCUGAUCGAGCAACGCGCACGUGCGUGGCUGAAAAGUCUGAUCUAAACUCCUGCGAGUGUUCCUGAAAAAUCGAUUUUUGUCAACGUUCAACGUCUAUGCAACCGAUGUGGAUAUUCUACAGUCUAUAGAAGUUGUAAGGAUAAAGAUGAGGCUCUAAACGAGUACACUAAUCAAUUCAGAGUAUCACUUUCAAAAUUUCCAAUCGUUCACGGUACCAGAACAAUGAUUCUCCAUGACGUAAAGAUUCGUGCAAAAGAAUAUUGAUUACCAUGCUUGUUAAUCAUGCAAGAUCACAAAGUGAUCACUGCUACCGUGAAAUGAUUCACAAAACGAUCUAUUAAAAAAAACCAAAGCAAUUUAUAAAUUAUAAAAGUGAUAUAGAAGAAAAUUGGUGACACAAAGUUGAAUAAUGAUAACGAACCGCGACGAACAACAUUGCACACUGAAUCAUCAUGCAUCAAAGAGCCACCACUCUUGACUGAAAGCACCCAAAAAUGGAUUUGUGCAAGAGCUACAAGAUUCUGCACAUCCUCCCUAAAACCGGAAGGCGCAUCGUAUGGAGCUGGCAAACGGAGAACGGCACGGUCUUCCGGUUCACCGAGAAGGAAUCCACGGAGGACUGUUUAGUAGAAAUAGCAAAUAUCUGCGUUCCUCUGAUCGCGAGUCUGGUCGCUGGAGUCGUUACAUUGAAAUACAAAUGCGGCAGACAUCAAAAAGACUCCAGAAGACUCCUUCCAUUUCACGUAAUAAGGACGCUGCUCUGCAUGUUGCUGCUCACCGUACUUUUCCUAGAAGUUUGCGAGUCUUUUUUAACGUCGAUCUCCCUGUCGUCCAUCUUCACGAUCCUCGCCACUUUCUGCUGCUGGAUACUCCAUCGAGCGACCGAAAUUAGGGAUGGUUUCGGAACCGUGUACUCCGCCGCCAUUUUUGCGGCCAUCGGCUUAUCGCGAGCUUGGAAAUUUGCAUACCUGUCUAGAUACGGUUUGUCGAUCGAACACAUUCGACUUACGACAACAGCAAUGGUCGCCGUCCUCUGCGGUUUGUUCGCCAUUUUGGAUUCGUACACCCUCUUUACCACGAGGAAGAGGAAGAGGUACUUCGAACGAACGAAGAGGAGGAUCGUUUACAAUCAUUCAAGAGCACCUUUCCUAGGUAGAAUCACCUUCCACUGGGUUAUUGACCUUCUGUCGAAAGGAUAUGCCUCGUCAUUGGACGCUCAGGAUCUUGGACAACUCCCUGAGGACGAAACUGCGGAGAAACAAUUCGAGAAGUUCGCAAAAGUUUAUGAAGACCACAGGAUUUACUAUGCUAACUAUAAACACCGCGUUAUGUAUUUUGAUAGGAUAAAAGAAGAAACUUGUCACUUUGGAGAUGUUACUGGAAGAGAAUAUGGUACCCCUUCGCUGUCGGAGGUUUUCUAA
Megachile rotundata (alfalfa leafcutting bee) is the source of this 1439-nucleotide messenger RNA. RefSeq names its product Sulfonylurea receptor (gene Sur). Gene Ontology annotation, molecular function: ATP binding; ATP hydrolysis activity; ABC-type transporter activity. Lineage: Eukaryota; Metazoa; Arthropoda; Insecta; Hymenoptera; Megachilidae. The record is from RefSeq and is a predicted model, not a curated record. Gene Ontology annotation, biological process: transmembrane transport. Gene Ontology annotation, cellular component: membrane.